UAAUGCCAAAACCAAGCGUAAGCCAUUGCAGUGGAUAUCAAGGUGAAAAUGGACUGUGAUGGUUGUGAAAGAAGAGUUAGAAACGUGGUUCGUCGCAUGAAAGGGGUGAAAUCGGUGGAGGUAAACCGGAAACAGAGCCGGAUAACGGUGAACGGACACGUGGACCCAAACAAGGUGUUGAAGAGAGUGAAGAGCACCGGUAAAAAGGCUGAGUUCUGGCCAUACAUACCUCAACAUAUGGUCUAUUACCCUUUUGCCCCUGGCAUGUACGACAAACGUGCCCCUGCAGGCCACAUCCGCAAUCCCACUCAAUCGUUUCCAACCGCAAACGCUCCCGAGGAAAAUUACGUUUCCCUCUUCAGCGACGACAACGUCCACGCCGCUUGUUCCAUCAUGUGAGCAACCAACCAAAAAGAUUACUCAUAAUAUCUAUUUUGUAAUAUGUAUACUUUUCUUAAUUUUGUUAAAAUCAAAAGGUAAAGUAGAAACUUUGUAAUAAAUUAUAGAGACAACA
Arabidopsis arenosa is the source of this 514-nucleotide messenger RNA. Lineage: Eukaryota; Viridiplantae; Streptophyta; Magnoliopsida; Brassicales; Brassicaceae. The record is from the annotation of a GenBank genome assembly.